AUGGUGGAGGGCCAUGGAAGUCUUUUUGGUGCACAGAAUACAGACCGGAUUCUAUUACACAUUGAAGGAGAUGCUUCUGAAAACUUCAUUCCUCACACGUUUGAGUCAGAAGUACCAACAAGCAUUGAGGGAAUGCAGGGAGCAUGUAGUGAGAGAUCAAGAUCCAAAAGUCUUGCUGUGAAAGGUAAUUCAAGUUCCUCUGCCAUGCCCCCAACUCAAGGAGCCAAGAAAAACAAGAGUACUGUUGUCAGGAAUCAGCUGCAUGAACCAACACAAGAAUUUUCAAUUGCAAAUUGUAUCCAUGCAAUGCGAGAAAUGGUUGGUUUGAGUGAUGAAGAAAAGGUGCUGUCCUGUGAUCUCUUUAGAGAUGCUGUGAACCGAGAGAUCUUCCUCUCCCUUGAUGGAAUGCUUCGAACUAUGUGGCUUAAAAGGCAACUCACCAAAAAUCGCUGGGAGUAA
Messenger RNA from Miscanthus lutarioriparius, 459 nucleotides. The record is from the annotation of a GenBank genome assembly. NCBI's taxonomy places the organism in Eukaryota, Viridiplantae, Streptophyta, Magnoliopsida, Poales, Poaceae.